AUGGCCUGCGCCAUAGGAGGUUGUUUUCUGGGAAUUUAUAUUUCGACCCCCCAGCUGCGGCCAGUUGAGGCCGACCCAGCCGACACAAGCACUCUUCUUGACAGCAGCAACCCGGCUCUGAGCCGCCGCGAGAAAUUCGGGAUGCCCACAAACCAUCCCUGGGUUUAUUUCUCCGAGCCCGACAAUGAGGUGUUGGUGCGUCCGGCGGAGUCUCAGGAAGGGUCUGUGGGUGUUUUGUCGCUGCCAGCGCGUUUGGGUUUGCGAAUAGACCCCGCAGCUACUGCUGCUGCUGCUGCUGCUGCUGCUGGCGCUGCUGCUGCUGCUGCUGCUGCAGCGCAGCAGCAGCAGCUGCUGCAGCAGCUGAAGGCGCUCGCAGACGACUGCGCGGCCUACGGAGUUCUGCUGCUGGGGGUCGAAAUCACCGACGCCAAAACCCUUUCUUUUAUUGCCAAAGUCCAAAACCCUGGACCUCUUCAAAUAAUUCAAGCAGUGAAGUGCAAAGUGACUUCGGAGGCUCAAACGGCUCUCGCUGCAGUCAGUCGUUCCUACACUUCCGAGAUUCUCCAGGGGCUCAAAAACCAGCCCGAGCUCUUCCAAACUCCCUAA
Eimeria necatrix is the source of this 606-nucleotide messenger RNA. RefSeq lists its product as hypothetical. The transcript is spliced from 4 exons. Lineage: Eukaryota; Apicomplexa; Conoidasida; Eucoccidiorida; Eimeriidae. The record is from RefSeq and is a predicted model, not a curated record. Bases 1 to 606 code for a protein of 201 amino acids.